UUUAAGAUAACUUCGAGCGUCAGUCAUGCUGGAUCAUGGCAUAGAGAUGCACUAUAUAUACGUCGACAUUUUAUUCCUGGGAAAGAAGAAGACGUGCAGAAAAUUCCCCAGAAACCCGGCCGUGAAGAUGCUGCGGUCCGUCGCGGCUCCGGGCGGCCGCGGGUCCGGCGGACGAGAGCGCGAUCGAGGCGAAACUUAAGGCGUGUGAAUGAUGCGCAGGAGAUCCUAUCAGAAGGCGCGGGCGGGCGGCUUGCGGGGCUCCGGCAGCCACUGAGGGCCACGCAGGGGUGGGUCUGCUGGCGAGGGCCGGGCGGGAGCGAUGGAUGCGUGCGGGACAUGGUGAUCGAGAAGGAGCAGCGGUUCCCGUGCCGCCAAGAAGAGCCGCGCCAGAUUCCUCCAGGAGGGACAUGACAGCGGCUCGCGACUGAAGCGCGCGGACGUGGAGCGCCACGCGGAGGCUGUAACCGCCCGUUCGCAGCGUCCCGUUGCAGCUGCGGCGGCGGCGGCAGCUUUGUUACCGCUCCAGGUGUGCAUGAGCCUCCGCGGUGCUCCCGGCUGCCCCUAUGGAUCGCCUCUAUGGAUCCCUUCAAAUCCCCCUUUAAAAACACGCCGAGCGCCUCCGCCGGGGCCGCCGGCCAGCAGCAGUCGAGUCCGAGAGCGGAGAGGGACGCGUCCCGGCGGGAGGCGCCGCGGAGCCCCGGCGAUGGCAGCAGCGCAGCCGUGGCGCCCUCGCGGCCGCAGCCGGUCACCGGCGGCGGCUACUGGACGGCCGUGUUCGACUACGACGCCGGAGCGGAGGACGAGCUGAGCCUGCGGAAGGGCGACCUGGUGGAGGUGCUCUCCAAGGACUCGCUCGUGUCGGGGGACGAGGGCUGGUGGACGGGCAGGAUCGAGGACCGGGUGGGCAUCUUCCCCAGCAGCUACGUGUGCGGCAGCGGCAGCGGCGGCGGCGGCGACAGCCCGGAGAAGAGCGGCGACGCGGCGCUGCAGGAGGGUCUCUGCGGCUACUCGGUCCCCCCGCUGCGGCUGCUGGAAAUUGAUUUCUCGGAGCUGGUGCUCGAGGAGAUCAUUGGGGUCGGGGGCUUCGGGAAGGUAUACAGGGCACUGUGGAGGGGCGCGGAGGUGGCGGUGAAGGCGGCACGGAGAGACCCCGAUGAGGACGCGGGCCAGACGGUGGAGAGUGUGCGACAGGAGGCCAAACUGUUCGCCAUGCUUCGUCACCCCAACAUCAUGGCCCUGGUGGGGGUGUGCCUGCAGGAGCCGAACCUCUGUCUGGUGAUGGAGUUCGCCCGUGGGGGCUCCCUCAACCGCGCCCUCUCGAGGAAGCGCAUCCCUCCCCACACGCUGGUGGAUUGGGCCGUACAGAUAGCCCGCGCCAUGCACUACCUGCACUGCCAGGUCAUCGUCCCCAUUAUACACCGGGACCUCAAGUCCAGCAACAUCCUGAUCCUGGAGAAGGUGGAGAACGAGGACUUGACCAAUAAGACACUGAAGAUCACCGACUUUGGCCUUGCACGGGAAUGGCACCGCACCACCAAGAUGAGCGCUGCAGGAACCUAUGCCUGGAUGGCCCCCGAGGUCAUCCGUUCCUCCACAUUUUCCAAGGGCAGCGAUGUUUGGAGUUACGGGGUGCUUCUCUGGGAGCUGUUGACUGGCGAGGUGCCGUUCCGAGGGAUCGACGGCCUGGCCGUGGCAUAUGGAGUGGCUAUGAACAAGUUGGCACUACCUAUUCCCUCCACGUGUCCCGAACCCUUUGCUCGAUUAAUGGAGGACUGCUGGAACCCGGACCCCCAUGCUCGGCCAUCAUUCACCAGCAUCCUUGACCAACUGACCGCCAUUGAGGAGUCUGGAUUCUUUGAGAUGCCCGCUGAAUCGUUCCACUCGCUCCAAGAUGACUGGAAGUUGGAGGUCCAAGAGAUGUUUGACCAGCUGAGGGCUAAGGAGAAGGAGCUGCGGUCAUGGGAAGAGGAGCUGUGCCGGGCCGCUUUGCAGCAGAAGAGCCAAGAGGAAGCACUGCGGCGGCGGGAGCAGGAGUUGGCUGAGCGAGAGAUCCACAUCCUAGAGCGGGAGCUUAACCUCAUCAUCCACCAGUUGUACCAGGAGAAACCACGGGUCGAGAGCCGGCAGGGCAAAUUUCGCCGCAGCCGACUCAAGCUGAGGGACGGUAACCGGAUCAGUCUGCCCUCAGAUUUCCAACACAAGAUCACAGUACAGGCUUCACCCUCAGUGGACCGGCGCCGGAGUUUGAUUGGUAGCAGCUCCAGCCCACCAACCAGCCCCCCGCUGCUGCCCCGCCUAAGAGCGAUACAGCUCACGCCCGGAGACAGUGGCAAAGCAUGGGGACGGAAUGCAGUUUUCCAGCUGGAUGAGGAGGACGAGAGGAAAGGCUUCCGAAGGAAAAGUCGUGCUUGGGGCAGCAGAGAGCAGCAGAGCACUGAGGACAGCGGAAAGGCUUUGCUGGAGGGCAACAGGCAGAGGUCAAGCAGUGCCCCGAACCUACGCCGGUCACCCCGGCAUAGUCCGGCUGUGCCAGGGGUGCCCAGUCUGGCAGAAAUGGAAAACGAAGACAGCUGUUGCUCUACUGAGGCGGUGGAGUCACCCAGCAGUUCCUACCUCUGCAUCCCCUUCCACAGGGAGGGGCACAUUUCGGAGGCCGCUAGCGGGGAGCAUGCCGUCGCCGGCCAUGCCCCGGACUCCGGUAGUGCGAGGAGGAGUCCGAGCGGGGGACGUCGCUCGGAGCUCGUUCUCUUGGGCUGCGGGGCCCUGCUGGCCGCAGUAGGACUAGGGUUUGAUCUGCUGGGUCUCAGCAAGCCGGAGGAGAGCAGCAAACCUCGUUGGGAGGGCUUCUUCCACAGGACUGGGGGCCAGAGGCGCAGCACCAGCCCUCCCACACGAAAGCUGUUUCGACGGGAAAGCCCGCUGAAGCCUCCUGCGCCGCUCCCUGAACGGGGCUUCCCUGCGUCCCUCACCCUGCUGUCCCUGUCCUCUGUAUCGGACUGCAACUCUACUCGUUCCCUGCUACGCUCUGAUAGCGAGGAGCUCCUGGUCUACAGACCUGCGUCCCCCCCGCUGCCCCCUCCUGUCGUGCCGCUCAACCCCCUGGUCAAUACACACCUGGAAAGCUUCAAGCGGCAUCCCCGGCAAUCGCUCACCCCCACCCACCUCCCCUCUGGUCCCGGCGGUUCGCGUAAUCUGCGUCGGACCCCAUCGGAUGGAGCCAUCAAGAGAGGGUGUCCUCCAAAUAAUACCCUCACACCCCCUGUCAAAGGGACUCCUGAAACUACAGCCAGGAGCCCUAAGGGGAUGAAAACUGAUGGUGCUGAGGUCCCCCGCUUGCCAGACCCCAAUGUGGUGUUCCCUCCAACACCCCGCCGCCGAUGCCCACCCGAGCGUCCGAAAACCCUAGACUUCUUGGCCCGGCCUCGCCCCUCGCCACGUGCCCUCCGUGAGGCCUGCUGGGGUGACUCCCCCGGGGGAAGGGGCAGAGGCGGAGGGCAGUGGAGUGGAGAGUCUCCGUCACACACCUCCAGUACAGAGACCCCACCCACGAUGGAGUUUGGUGGGGACGUGGCGGUCUUGCCCACACCCAUGGAGCCCCCCACCCCCUGUUCUCCACGGAAGUGCAGCAGUUUGCUGGAUCACAGAGAUGAAGGGCAGCUGCGAGAUGGAACCCUGCCCCUGUGCAUGCCUGAGCCAAGCCUGCCCAAAGACUCCCCCUACCGGCUCCGGCCUGGCUUCUGGUCCUAGCUCGCUUCCAGCCCUUCCUGGACAUCUGUGGAAGCAUCCCCCGGUAUAAUAUACACCUUUGGCAGAAGGCAAGAGAAAGGGCAAAAGAUGUGUGUGUUCUUUUAUGUACACUUACACUAAUGGAACAUACUUUUGGGGGGUGAUUUCACUACUUAGAAUCUCAUUCUGGAAACGUGUGGCUUUGGUACAAUAUGAAAAGGGCAAGAAGGAUGACUUUCAUCCUUU
Scleropages formosus (Asian bonytongue) is the source of this 3972-nucleotide messenger RNA. RefSeq names its product mitogen-activated protein kinase kinase kinase 9 (gene map3k9). The record is from RefSeq and is a predicted model, not a curated record. NCBI's taxonomy places the organism in Eukaryota, Metazoa, Chordata, Actinopteri, Osteoglossiformes, Osteoglossidae. The coding region runs from base 577 to 3747 and encodes 1056 amino acids. The transcript is spliced from 11 exons. Gene Ontology annotation, molecular function: JUN kinase kinase kinase activity; ATP binding; protein binding. Gene Ontology annotation, biological process: protein phosphorylation.